AGUCUUCCUGGGCAGAUGCCACAUGCUGACUUGGGGGCUUUGCCAACUUUCUUGGUGUACAGGUACACAAUACGGUUACCAGGUGUCCGGGAACUGCACAAGAGCACGGUUACACAUUCCUGAGCUCAAUGGUGCUGCCAGGAAAUAUGGGCCCCAUGGAAGGAUAUGACAACGUCGGUGCUGUUGGUGCAGUCAUUGCAGUCCCUGCAGUGUAGGCUAAUAUGAAGACAUCAGUUGGCAAACCAGACCCUGGAAAGCACCUACGAUCUUUUCAACUCAUUUGAAACUCAAGACAACAGCAUGUCUCAUUUCCAGUAGAGCCUGCUCCAGAACUCUCCCUCUACCUACCACCACUGAGUGUGAGGACACCGCAAUCUGCACAGAGAUGGCUUCAGACAAACCUUGGAUGGAUUCAUUGGAGCGGAAACCCUUACUGGACCCUGCCUGCAAGCGGCAGGUUCAGCGAUGUCUGAGGAAAAAGCUGAGGCCUGUGAGGAUCUUGGGGCUCGUGGUCAGCAUGCUGGCUGUAAGUGCUAUCUCCUUCAGUGCCUUGACAAGAAGCUCGGGUGGUCUCAGUGAGCUAGUGUCCCCUGAGGAGAGUGUUCACCAAUCGGCCCCUUACAGGACUCUACUUUUCACCCAGCAGCAGAAGGACCCCAAUGUCUCGGCCGAGAUUCCUAUUGCAAUGAAAUCAACAGCAAAUAGCAACGAAAGCCAAGGAGAGUAUCCUAGAGACAUUUUCAGCCUUGAGCAGAGGCGCAAAGGAGCAGUGGUCCUCCACAUGUUUGGCAUGAUCUACAUGUUCAUUGCCUUAGCCAUAGUGUGUGACGAGUUUUUCGUCCCAGCGCUCACGGUCAUCACAGAGAAGCUGUCCAUCUCAGACGACGUAGCAGGGGCCACCUUCAUGGCAGCAGGUGGCUCGGCGCCGGAACUUUUCACCUCCAUCAUCGGUGUCUUCAUCUCGCACAGCAACGUGGGGAUCGGGACCAUCGUGGGCUCAGCCGUCUUCAACAUCCUCUUUGUCAUUGGGAUGUGCGCCAUCUUUUCCAAGGAGAUCCUCAACUUGACGUGGUGGCCUCGACUCCGUGCACGCUCCUUCUACAUCCGGGAUCUGAUCAUGCUCAUCAUCUUCUUCCUGGACAACAUCAUCUCCAUGUGGGAAAGUAUCACGCUGCUGUCCAGCUACGCUGCCUACGUCAUCUUCAUGAAGUGCAACAGCAAACUGGAGGGCUUCGUCAAAAACUGCAUUAAAAAGAAUCAAGUGGUGGAAGUAGCAGUGCAGCCCAAGGAGAAGACAAGUCCCGGGGCACCAGAGGAUGACGGCAAGUUGUCGACAAGGCCACGGCUGCAGAGGGGGGGCAGCUCCGCCUCCCUGCACAACAGCUUGAUGAGAAACAGCAUCUUCCAGCUCAUGAUUCACACAUUAGACCCUUUGAGUGAAGAAUUUGCUGACUCUGAGCUGGGGACUUAUGGGAAACUAAAAUAUUAUCACUCAAUGACUGAGGAAGGCAAAUUUCGAGAGAAAGCGUCCAUCCUUCACAAGAUCGCUAAAAAGAAAUGCCAAGUGGAGGAUAGUGAAAAGGCCAACGGAGUGGCAAGCCGUUCAGAUAAGAAUCUUCCCAACAGCUCCAGUGUAGAAGUGGAGGUGACACCGCCCAUGAAUGGAACAGCAGGACAGGAAGGAGAGGCGGCUGAGGAUGAGGAGGAAGAGGACCAGCCUCUGAGUCUGUCCUGGCCCGAAUCAAACCGCAAGCGCUUCACCUACCUCCUUAUUAUACCCAUCGUCCUCCCCCUGUGGCUAACACUCCCUGACGUCAGGAAAGCGUCAUCAAAGAAGUUCUUCCCGGUCACCUUCUUGGGCGCCAUCUCCUGGAUUGCCGGCUUCUCGUAUCUAAUGGUGUGGUGGGCUCACCAGGUUGGAGAGACCAUUGGGAUUACGGAGGAGAUUAUGGGCCUGACUAUAUUAGCAGCUGGAACCUCCAUCCCUGACCUCAUCACCAGUGUCAUUGUGGCACGCAAGGGUCUGGGGGAUAUGGCUGUCUCCAGCUCAGUGGGCUCCAACAUCUUUGACAUUACUGUUGGACUGCCAUUCCCCUGGCUCCUCUGGUCCUUCCUUAACAACAUGAAGCCAGUGCAGGUCAGCUCCAACGGCCUGUUCUGUGCCAUCGUGCUCCUCUUCCUCAUGCUGCUCUUCGUCAUCGUCUCCAUCGCCGCCUGCAAGUGGCGCAUGAGCAAGCUGCUGGGCUUCAUCAUGUUUAUGCUGUACUUUGUCUUCCUGGUGGUCAGCGUCAUGCUGGAGGACAAGGUCAUUUCCUGUCCGGUGUCCGUCUGAUGGACCUGACUUUCUUUGCGUCGUUUAAACCCAUCAUCACUAACAAUACAGCCAUGUUUCCUGACUGACGUCACUUUUAACUGAUCUUUACGACACUUCAUUCCAGGAACAAAAGAACUGAUUUAAAUACUAUUAUAUAAAACUAUAUAAAACCAUAUAUGAAUAUUUUAUUUAUUUAUUUAACAUUUAUUUGGCUGACUAAGAGUAGAUCUGGCCUGGAUGAAUUUUAUUUAUUAUAAUGAAUAUUUAACAGCGGGUGAAAGGGAUUGUGGGUGCAUCAGUGAAAUACAGUUGGGCUUCAAGAUACGAGUUGAAUCCGUUCCACAACAGCACUCCUAUGUUGAUCAGCUCGUCUCUCAGCUGCAUUUCCCCCAUUAGAAAUAACUAAAAACCAACUAAUUAAUUCCAGCCCCCCAGAAAUAUACUUUAUACUAAUCCCCCCUCAUCUAAACAUCAAAAACAUAGAUAUCAACGAAAGAACUCCGUUGAGCACUCAUAACUCGAUGUUUCGUCGUAUCACGAGGAAACAUUUGCUUACUCCUAACUUGGAAAACUCAGAUUUCAGGCAGCUCGUAUCUCAAGGCCCCACUGUAUAGACACAUUAUGCAUGUCAAUAAUGUUACCAGAUAUGGCCACUGACCUUUUGUGAAGUGUUGGGUUAAACAGAAAACUAGCUUUCCUUUUAAAUACUAAGACUAAUACUAAUACUGAUUAAGAACAUUGGGCUGGAAGUAUGGUUGUACUUCUGCCAUCAACAAGAGUGAAGAGGAAUUUGUGGAAUUUGAUGCUAGAUGCUGAAGAUGCUUUUCCCAUCUUGUGGUACUGAGUGAAGGUUCUCCUCCGGGUUUUCACUUGAGCAACAGAGAAGAAAAGAAACUAGACAGACUUGUUCUUCGUCCCAGUGUCAGUGUGAACACCUUCCCUUCUACUUGGGAUGUGAUGUUUUCAUUUUCAAAGGACUUUGGGAUUCAUUUUCAUCAAACCUACAGCGUAGCAUUAGCUGUACCGUAGCAGGAUUAGCAAUUGGAGUCCUUUUGACGUUUGUAUCAUUUUUUUGGUUUUUGCCAUUUUGUCAUUGUACAAACAGGGUUCAGGCUUCACGUGCACCGACUGAUUAAGACGAGCAUCUCAAAUUAUAUGCCCACCUAGAGCAGGUGUAAUUCACACUCAUUUCUAUUGCAUCAUGAAGUGGAUGUCAAAAUAGUACGGUAUAAAAAAAACUUUACAGUGUUCAUCAUGGUUUACGUAGAUUAGUGGUAAAGAGUAGUGUAACGUUGACACUAGAGCUGGAAUCAACUGCAUGAAAAUAAUUAUAAGACACUCAGAGCUGCAUCAUAACCAUGGGAAUCUAAGGAGUUCUAUACUAAACUGUAUACUUUUUUAAAGCUACUUCUUAAUGCAAAGCAGUGCUCGAUCUCUAGGUAGAAAAACACCACGUAUACGGUCAAAAUUAUUUAAUCCAAUUUGUGCGAUUUCUUUUCUAUUCAAAGGUGCUUUGGUGUGCAUGCGUGCAAACAGCGUUUAAAGUCAUGACACAAUGACAACACCUUCAUUUUACCUACGACUGAAGGUGAAACUACCAGUAUUUUGCAACAGACUGCAAAAAACCCAUGUAUAUAUUAAAAAAUAAAACAGAAACCACAAUCUCUUUAACCUAGAUAGAAAGUAGAAACCACAGAUUAAACAGCAAUAUACCAUGUGUGUCACUGUCUAGAAUUGACCCCCCCCCAGCCCCCCCUCGUCCCAUGUGUCUGUUUCUCUUCCUGUCUGACAUGGUCCACAUGACCCACGACCCCCUUCCUGUUAGCGCUGGCCAGAAAUACCCGCUUUACCUCAGCACAGCCGCUGUACAGCAGCUUAGUAGAAACACGGUAUCUGUAAAAUAGUAGUAAAUAGAUUCUCUGAGUGUGUGAGGAAAAACUGCAUGCAAAGAACUUUGGGCUGGUUCCCCACUGACUGUACAGCUGGGGCGAUCCACCAAUGUAUUUAUGUUCACUUUUAUGCAUCCAUUCAGAGAUGAACACCAAGAAAUCACUGGUUUUAAUUUGUAAAUAUCAUCUUUGUUUUUGUUGUAGUUAGAAAACAAAUCAGAUGGCCUACACCUUCAUUUUGAAUUUUUUUCUGGAAAUGGGAAGCGGCAGGAAAGACUCGAGGGGCAUUUAUUUCAACAACCCCUCAGAAAGGCAUUUCCUCCUCCUCCACGUCGAGUAUAUUUUUGCCUCAUCAUCUCACUUUGUCAGAACAUGAAUUAAUAAUCAACUUAAAAAAGAAAAUCAAACUAAAUUUGUUAGAAAUCUGCACUAAACCUAACAUUGAAAAACUAUUAGGCUAAAUAAAACUAGCAAUUUCCCCCCAAAAAUUAUCUUAUUUAUGGUCUUAUUUAUCCUUAAACAACAAAAAUAUAAUUAUCUUAAAUGUUCUGACUUCUGCUGUCUGCUGUGUGUGCACAGAAGUAUUCACGUCCCUCCCCCAGUGCUUUAUGGUGAAGGUGAAGAAAAAUAUAAUACACAUGCACAAAAGAACUAAACUGGGAUUAUCAGAUGACCUUGGCAUGGAAUGUGGUUUCAGACAGUGAAACGUGCACACCCAUUGACAUUCUUCCUGUUUUAUUUUCUUGGUGUUGAUGUAAGAUUUCUUCAAAGUGUACAUAUAUACAGAUGCAAAUGAAUAAUAUAAUCUAUAUGUGAAAAAGAAAUGUCUCUUUAUGUAAAAACACAAAGUAUAUAAUGAAACAAAUAAAGAGGUAAAUUGAAAUA
This is a messenger RNA of Cynoglossus semilaevis (tongue sole), 5088 nucleotides long. It is a transcript of the gene slc24a2a, whose product is annotated as solute carrier family 24 member 2. Lineage: Eukaryota; Metazoa; Chordata; Actinopteri; Pleuronectiformes; Cynoglossidae. The transcript has 14 exons. Bases 386 to 2332 code for a protein of 648 amino acids. Gene Ontology annotation, biological process: calcium ion transmembrane transport; long-term synaptic depression; long-term synaptic potentiation. Gene Ontology annotation, cellular component: plasma membrane. Gene Ontology annotation, molecular function: calcium channel activity; calcium, potassium:sodium antiporter activity. The record is from RefSeq and is a predicted model, not a curated record.